Messenger RNA from Ficedula albicollis (Collared flycatcher), 2030 nucleotides. It is a transcript of the gene RUNX1, whose product is annotated as runt related transcription factor 1. Gene Ontology annotation, molecular function: DNA-binding transcription factor activity, RNA polymerase II-specific; ATP binding; RNA polymerase II cis-regulatory region sequence-specific DNA binding. Gene Ontology annotation, biological process: neuron differentiation; regulation of transcription by RNA polymerase II; hemopoiesis. The transcript is spliced from 8 exons. The record is from RefSeq and is a predicted model, not a curated record. Lineage: Eukaryota; Metazoa; Chordata; Aves; Passeriformes; Muscicapidae. Bases 286 to 1701 code for a protein of 471 amino acids. Gene Ontology annotation, cellular component: nucleus.
ACAUCACCCCAGUCAUGUGAUAGAAAAGCACCAAUGGAGGCAGGUCCUGGAAAGGGGAACAGUUAAAUUUGUAAUUUGGGUUGUGUGAAACACUUCUUUGGGCCUCAUAAACAACCACAGAACCACAAGUUGGGCACGGAGGCAGUCACCCAAGAGCGGGUCCGGGAUAUUGGUCAGCAGGGAGGGCGAAUCGUUGUGCCUGCAAACCACAGGGUUUCGGAGGCUGGUGGAAGGAACCCUAAAUUCCCUCCCAGUGAAGAGAGAGUGAGUUUUAAAGAGGAAACAAUGGCUUCGAACAGCAUAUUUGAGUCACUUCCUUCUUACCAGCACUUCUUGAGAGAUACCAGCACCAGCCGCCGCUUCACGCCGCCCUCCACCACGCUGAGCCCGGGGAAGAUGAGCGAGCCGCUGGCGCUGCCCGGAGCCGAGCACAGCGGCGCUUUGCCGGGGAAGCUGCGCGCCGCCGACCGCAGCAUGGUGGAGGUCCUGGCGGAUCACCCCGGGGAGCUGGUGCGCACCGACAGCCCCAACUUCCUCUGCUCCGUGCUGCCCACGCACUGGCGCUGCAACAAGACGCUGCCCAUCGCCUUCAAGGUGGUGGCCCUGGGGGAUGUCCCUGAUGGGACCCUGGUGACGGUGAUGGCCGGGAACGACGAGAAUUACUCGGCGGAGCUGCGCAACGCCACGGCCGCCAUGAAGAACCAGGUGGCGCGGUUCAACGACCUGCGCUUCGUGGGCAGGAGCGGCAGAGGGAAAAGCUUCACUCUGACCAUCACAGUGUUCACAAACCCUCCCCAAGUUGCCACGUACCACAGAGCCAUCAAGAUCACCGUGGAUGGACCUCGGGAACCCCGAAGACAUCGUCAGAAACUAGAUGAGCAGACAAAGCCCGGCAGCUUGUCCUUUUCUGAGCGCCUGAGCGAGCUGGAGCAGCUGCGUCGCACGGCCAUGAGGGUCAGCCCACACCACCCAGCCCCCACACCCAACCCUCGAGCCUCCUUGAACCACAGCACAGCUUUUAACCCUCAGCCUCAGAGUCAGAUUCAGGACACCCGGCAGGUGCAGCCCUCGCCGCCCUGGUCCUACGAGCAGCCCUACCAGUACCUGGGCUCCAUCGCCACGCCCGCCGUGCACCCCGCCACGCCCAUCUCGGGGGGGGGGGGGGGGGGGACGCCAUCCUCUCACGCUUCUCUCCCUCACCGCGCAGGAGCCUCGGACCUGACGGCGUUCAGCGACCCUCGGGUGGGGAUCGAGCGCUCCUUCCCGGCCCUGCCGUCCAUCUCCGACCCCCGCAUGCACUACCCGGGCGCCUUCACCUACACUCCCACCCCGGUCAGCUCGGCCAUCGGCAUCGGCAUGUCGGCCAUGUCCUCGGCCUCGCGCUACCACACCUACCUCCCUCCGCCCUACCCCGGCUCCUCCCAGCCCCAGGGCGGCCCUUUCCAGGCCGGCUCUCCAUCUUACCACCUCUACUACGGCACCUCGGCCGGCUCCUACCAGUUCUCCAUGAUCUCGGGCGGGGACCGCUCUCCGCCGCGCAUCCACCCGCCCUGCACCAACGCCUCCACGGGCUCGGCGCUGCUCAACCCCAGCCUGCCCGGCCAGAGCGACGUGGUGGAGGCCGAGGGCAGCCACAGCAACUCGCCCACCAACAUGGCCAGCACGGCCCGGCUGGAGGAGGCCGUGUGGAGGCCGUACUGAGGGAGGAGGAUCAGGAGCAGCCCAAAGGUCAGGACUAAAGGAUUUCCCGUUCUCCCGGCGCCCGCGAGGAUUCCAGAAACUUCCACGCGGGGCCUUGCUGCGUCGGCCCGCGAGUUUCGCGAGAGAACCUUUCCCAGGAGCGGCGGCGCUCGUUGCCAGGCCCUGGUGGGGUUUUGGUGGGAUAGUUUAUCACUCCAGCCAAGUAUUGCCGGCAGGAGAAGGUUCUGGAAAGGAGGAGGCCGCGGUUGGCGCUGCAGAGGUGGCGAGUGUGGGUUUCCCAGCCUGAUUCCAGGCCUGCGGCUUCCCAACGCGCCUGGGCUUGAAGGUCU